AUGAAUGACCCCACUAUGUUGCAACAAAUGUCAAGCAACCCUAUGCUUUUAAACCGAGUUAUUGGUGCACAGAGUGGGGGUUUAAGAGCGGCACUUUUAGCGAAAAUGGCAGGCUAUGGUGGAGCUGCAGACGGAACAGCUUAUAACCCUCAAAGUCAAAUGAAUUUGAGUUCACUCAAAAAUCAAAUAACAGAUGUCAAAAAGUCAAACAUAGACAUACAGAAACAAAUAAGUGAAAACGAAAAGAAACUAGAAUAUGACAGACACACAAAGAAACUCAAUGAGUUAAACGUAGAGAAAAAGAAGAAAGAAGAACAACUGAAAGAACUAAGUACAGAGGAAUAUGCGAAAAAAGUGUCAGAAAAAGCAGCAGAAGUAGCAAAAAUGAAACAAGAUGUUAUAAAUUUGAAAAACCAUACUACUCAAUAUAAAGUACUGAAAGAUGAAGAGAUAAAACAAAAAGCCCUGAAGACAUAUAUGGAUAGCGAUGAGUAUAAAAAAGAAGUUGAAGCAAAUGUAAAGGCAGAAAAACUUUUACAGUUGCAAAACCAAACCGUACAGUAUGAAAACUAA
Molecule: messenger RNA, 573 nt
Organism: Trichomonas vaginalis G3
Lineage: Eukaryota; Parabasalia; Trichomonadida; Trichomonadidae
Product: protein of unknown function, DUF4106 family
Exons: 1
Coding region: 1-573 (190 amino acids)
Source: RefSeq, a predicted model, not a curated record